This is a messenger RNA of Talaromyces rugulosus, 975 nucleotides long. RefSeq lists its product as uncharacterized. Lineage: Eukaryota; Fungi; Ascomycota; Eurotiomycetes; Eurotiales; Trichocomaceae. The coding region runs from base 1 to 975 and encodes 324 amino acids. The record is from RefSeq and is a predicted model, not a curated record. The transcript has 4 exons.
AUGGACAGACCCACAGCUGGGGAUAAAGCCACGCUCAUCUGCCCCAGCUAUGUGGAUGGAACUGACACUGAUUAUUACACAUUAUUCGGGCUAGAAGCUAUCAUGGAACGACUUGACGGCGGAAUUAGAUACGACCUAGGCCGGGACUUCCUUGGCUCAGCUAGGCUAAACCUGCAGCAUUAUUUGUGGAAAGACACGCUCAAUUACGAUAUCCAUCCCAGCAUUCCCGUCGCGCACGAUCACCUGCGUAUUGCCGACGUAGGAACUGGCACCGGGAUUUUCUUACUUGGCCUAUGCCGGCGUCUUCCUCCUUCAACCUCUUUCCAAGGACUUGAUGUUUCGGCUGAUCAAUUCCCGAAUGCCGAAUGGACCCCUGCCAAUGUCAGCUUUAGAAAGGUUGAUGCCAUGCAAGACCCGCCUGCUGAUCUGCAAGGCAAAUUUGACAUCGUACAUCUCCGGCUAUUUACAUGCGUAGUGGAGAACGACGAUCCACUGCCAAUCCUCAGCCACUGUCUUAGUCUCUUGAAACCUGGUGGUUAUCUACAAUGGGAUGAGUAUGACUCAGGCACCACCGGAGUUAUCGGAAGCACUCCCGGCGCUCCGACUCAGCUGCUCAAUUCCAUGCUGCAAGCAAUGGGUAGCAACAGACCUCUAAGUUUUCCCGACAAUAGCUGGAUUCCACGGUUAGAUGACCUCUUCCGCGCUCAGGGCAUGCAAUCUGUUCAGAAAAUAUCUACCCGGCCCCCGCCAGAGCUUCUCAAAGCUUACACGGAGAUGUUAUUGGUUGCACAUCUGGAACAUGCCUCUCUUCACGAUGCGGACGGCGCCAGCGUAGGGGGCGACCGAUUGCGCAAAUUAAUCGGACAAGGUGCCGAGGAGAUGAAGAAGGGCGGUGCUUUCAAUCACAUGCUGCAAGUGGUGGUAGGUAGGAAACCUUGUGUGUUCUCGGAAGGUUCCGGGGAAAAGUCGUCUUGA